This is a messenger RNA of Tribolium castaneum (red flour beetle), 1054 nucleotides long. RefSeq names its product sarcoplasmic reticulum histidine-rich calcium-binding protein. NCBI's taxonomy places the organism in Eukaryota, Metazoa, Arthropoda, Insecta, Coleoptera, Tenebrionidae. The coding region runs from base 140 to 886 and encodes 248 amino acids. The transcript is spliced from 3 exons. The record is from RefSeq and is a predicted model, not a curated record.
UAUUUUCAUUGUUACAACUCAAACACACGGGAUUAAAGGAUUCCGGACGAAAAUAGCGCCCUUAUCAGAGCAAACACAGGUAUCACCUUUUUUCUACUUAAGAGCAACACAUUACUUUCCAACCAUUUGUCGAGACAAGAUGAGGAUUCUCAUUUGUUGCACCCUCCUGUUCGUCUGUCUCACAAUCAUCCCUUCGGCCAACUGCGACAAAAAAUACAAAUUGAGUGAGUACAACGAACGCGAUAAACGUGAGACUAGAGAAAGAUACACGAAACGUGAACUCGAAGAUGAUCACAAGUUCAAGAAGAACAAACAUAGAGGGCGCGACGAGGACGAUGACGAAAUAAGUGAACCCAAAGGGAAGAAAUUUAGCAAAAAGAAUGAAGACCGAAAGUUUGACAAGAGAAAUGAAGAAGUUGCACCCAAGGGACGAAAGUACAAAAAGGACAGUCGAGACGAAGAUGAAGAACGUAUCAGAGUGACAAAAACGAAGAUCCACGCACGCAAACUGCAAGAAAGCGCCGAAGAUGACGAUACUGACGAAACAGAGGAAGACGAAGUGAGCGAAUCUUGCACCAAAAAGGGGAAGAAUUGCCACGAAACCAAUGAAGAAGAUGACACUGACGAAGACGACGAUGGCGAAAGUGACGAAGUUCCGCCCAAGAAGCGGAUAAUUUACGUGAAGAAGUUCGCCCACGAGAAGAAGAAGAACAAUAAAGACAAGGAAAUCGGGUCGAUUUUGAAGAUACACAAGAAGAACGGUGUCGAUGUCACUAAAACCAAAGGAAACGGUCGCAGAUUCAGGAAAAACAACGACGAUGACGAUUCGAGUGAAGAAGUGGAGCUGCCGAAGCGUCACCGCUUGCUUUACGAGGACGAGGAGUGAAUUUGCCGGGUGAAGAACAAGUGCCCAAGUGGUUUAGGGAAGUUAGUCCAAUUGUUGCUCAAUCUUGUUAUAAGGAACCUCUUCACCUUUUUGCGGAAUAUGGGGGGUUAGUUGUUUCCAUUACUUUCAUUAUGUAUUACGUUUUGUUACAAUAAAACUUUCACUUUU